Messenger RNA from Tyto alba (common barn owl), 3179 nucleotides. RefSeq names its product phosphatidylinositol glycan anchor biosynthesis class A (gene PIGA). Gene Ontology annotation, cellular component: glycosylphosphatidylinositol-N-acetylglucosaminyltransferase (GPI-GnT) complex. The transcript has 6 exons. Gene Ontology annotation, molecular function: phosphatidylinositol N-acetylglucosaminyltransferase activity. Bases 91 to 1479 code for a protein of 462 amino acids. The record is from RefSeq and is a predicted model, not a curated record. Gene Ontology annotation, biological process: GPI anchor biosynthetic process. NCBI's taxonomy places the organism in Eukaryota, Metazoa, Chordata, Aves, Strigiformes, Tytonidae.
UGCCGUGGUGACGGAGCGGCCGUGCCCGGAAAUGGGCGGCCGCCGGGAAGCGUCCGAGGAGCGUCGGCGGCCGGCAGGAGCGGGCCCGGGAUGGCGGCCGGGGGCCCGGCGGGGGGCGCGCACAGCGUCUGCAUGGUGUCGGACUUCUUCUACCCCAACAUGGGGGGCGUGGAGAGCCACGUGUACCAGCUGUCGCAGUGCCUCAUCGAGCGGGGCCACAAGGUCCUGGUGGUCACCCACGCCUACGGCCGCCGCAAGGGCGUCCGCUACCUCACCAACGGGCUGAAGGUCUACUACUUGCCCCUGAAAGUAAUGUACAACCAGUCCACGGCCACGACGCUCUUCCACAGCCUGCCUCUGCUCAGGUACAUAUUUGUGCGGGAGAGGGUCACCAUCGUCCACGCCCACAGCUCCUUCUCCGCCAUGGCCCACGACGCCCUCUUCCACGCCAAGACCAUGGGGCUGCGGACGGUGUUCACGGACCACUCCCUCUUCGGGUUCGCGGAUGUCAGCUCGGUGCUGACCAACAAACUUCUGACGGUGUCCCUGUGCGAUACGAACCACAUCGUCUGCGUCUCCUACACGAGCAAGGAAAACACGGUGCUGCGGGCUGCGCUGGACCCUCGGAUAGUCUCCGUCAUCCCCAACGCUGUUGAUCCCACCGACUUCACUCCAGACCCGGCAAGGAGGGAUGACAGUACGAUAACAAUUGUUGUGGUCAGCAGGCUUGUUUACAGAAAAGGUAUAGAUUUGCUGAGUGGUAUAAUUCCUGAGCUCUGUCAGAAAUAUCCAGAGAUACAUUUCUUAGUUGGAGGAGAAGGACCAAAACGAAUCGUACUGGAAGAAGUCCGGGAAAGAUACCAGCUACAUGACAGGGUACGUCUCCUAGGAGCCUUGGAACACCAGGAUGUUAGAAACGUUCUAGUUCAGGGGCACAUUUUUCUCAACACUUCCCUCACGGAGGCCUUUUGUAUGGCAAUUGUGGAAGCUGCAAGCUGUGGUUUACAGGUGGUGAGUACAAGAGUUGGUGGGAUUCCUGAGGUGCUUCCAGAAAAUCUCAUUAUUUUAUGUGAACCCUCCGUGAAAUCUUUGUGUGGUGGAUUAGAAAAAGCGAUUGACCAGCUCAGAUCAGGAACACUACCAUCUCCAGAAACUGUUCAUAAUAAAGUAAAGACAUUUUAUACUUGGAGGAAUGUAGCAGAGAGAACUGAGAAAGUGUAUGACAGGGUUGCAGAUGAAGUGGUUUUACCAAUGGAUGAGCGACUUAACAGACUAAUGUCUCACUGCGGCCCAGUGACUGGGUAUAUCUUUGCUCUUUUUGCUGUUCUGAACUUCCUUUUCUUGGUGUUUCUGAGGUGGAUGACUCCAGAUUCCAUUAUUGAUGUUGCAAUAGAUGCCACAGGUCCUAAAGGUGCAUGGACUAAACAGUAUUUUUUGGAGAAAAAAGGAAAAGUUAAAGAAGAACUUCCAAGCUCCUAAAAUGCUCAAACGGGGAGGAAAGAACACAUCAGUCACUAAAGGUUUUAACGGUUGCUGAUAGAGACAUUACUCUUCAAAUUCUUCAGUUUCUUUCUGAAGUUCUUGGAAGGAAACUCGGUUAAAUGUGCUACCUCAAUUUAGGAUUAUGUUUUAAUUUAAUUUCGGAUUCAUGCAAAUUUAUGGACAUCUCUUUUGCACUUAAAGUUGGGAGGAGACCAUGGGUUUUUAUGUGUGUCAAGAGCCUUUGAGGAAAAAAAAUACAAGAUUUUUCCUGACAACUUGAAUAUUACAGACAGUGACUGUAAACUUUAGUGGUAUUUGGGAAAGAAAGACACAAAAAUUAUUAGUUUACCAUACUCCCUGCUAAUUCCUGAGAUUUAAUGUGAUUUUUAUUUUGAGACUUAUUUAAAAAUAUUAGGUUAAAAACCCAACAAAACAUACAUUUUCUCUCCUAAGAUGAAAAUUAUACUUGAAAUUAGUCUUGUUCAGAGACUUAGUUCUAGCAGUUGUGUCUCAGUGACAGUGUUUUGCCUGUAUAGAGUUACUAUUUUGAAGUUCUUCCCUAGUCCAGUUGGUUCAUCCGGUUGCUAAACCAAAACUCCAUAGUAAUUUUUUUAUAUUUUCAGAGGUGCUAUAUUUGUCCUGUUCACUUACAUGCAGGAAAGUGAUGUAAAGCUUAUGGCAUUUUUUUUUUAAAAUAAAUAGGUGAAGAAAUUAUAUUAUUUAGAGAUAAUACAGCCUUCAGAAACAGCUCAGGCCUGAAAACUCCUCCAGCAGACUAUGCCAAAGUGUGAAGUAACGUGUGUGUGCUUGAGAGAGAGAAAUCCAUGAAGGGUUUAACAAGCACCAUCAUGCUUGCUUGCUCUCUCUUCCCUCCCACCCCCCCCUUUUUUUUAACUACUUUUUUUUUUUUUUUUUUCCCCUUACUUAUCACUGAAAUGGCAUUUUAGUCCAUCUCUGGGAGGGACAAUGUUUAGUGAACUAAAUCAGAGAAGCUGUCAGGCAGGUUCUGCAAGUGAAAUCUUGGGAAGGUUUCUGUUAAAUGGAAAUAACCAAUAGGUUUUAUUUUCAAGCAGAGAAAAAAAGUAUACCUUGGACAAUAGGUGAUACAACAUACCAAUGUGUGAGAGGGGGCAUUUAUCUCAUUUAUGUCAACCACCUCUAAAACCCUCUCCUGUCUAGUGCACUGGGUUGAUUUCUUUUCCAAGCAUCACUGAAGACUAAAAAUCUUACAAUUUUAUGACUGAGUAUUAUGUAAUGUUGGAUACUGUAUUAACAUUAAAACUCUGCAAUAUGAAAGUACUGUUUCGAAACCCUUGAAGGGCAGUAUUUAAAACACAACUUCUGUCAAUAUCAUCUUGUUUCUGUAGAGAUAUAAUUACCUUAGCAUCUGACAUUUUAUAAUUUCAUUGAAAAUAUUUUCACGAAACACAGAAAAGUAAUGUGAAAUACGUACCAUAUACAAAGUCUGUUUACUUUUACUAGAAUUUUUAGCUUUUGAUAUGUAACAUACGUUAUGAAUUGUAUUCCAAUUUGAAUUUUUUAAACUCUGCAUUAAAAGUGGAGGUCAGCUAAAAUGGUGCCACACAGACUGUGGAUAAAUUAGUGAAUUUAAGGUAGUAUUCUACUUUUCAAAGUUACUUACUCUUUUUUUUUUUUUUUUUUUUUUUUUCCCAAGCACUCAAGUCCAUAACAGCUUU